Molecule: messenger RNA, 5576 nt
Organism: Scylla paramamosain (green mud crab)
Lineage: Eukaryota; Metazoa; Arthropoda; Malacostraca; Decapoda; Portunidae
Gene: Fcp1
Product: RNA polymerase II subunit A C-terminal domain phosphatase-like
Exons: 11
Coding region: 211-2928 (905 amino acids)
Cellular component (GO): nucleus
Molecular function (GO): RNA polymerase II CTD heptapeptide repeat phosphatase activity
Source: RefSeq, a predicted model, not a curated record
CGUUUUCGUCAGUUGGGCCGCGGUGUUUGAGUGCAUGUGGUGCGUGAUGGCCGCUCAUCGGGGCACCUCAGCAGCUUUUAGUGCUAGUGUCCACUGUGUAACUGAAUUCUUGUUCUUAUAGGAUUUCUCGUUUGUCAUGCAGCAGUGGCGUGGCUGCGGGACGCUGAGCAAAACAAACAAGACGGAGGUGGCCGGGGUGCUUCCUCCACCAUGCUGCCCAUCAGGGAGACCUUUGAAGAGGCGGAGCUCACAGGAACCUGCGGCCACAAGUACAAGGUCCUCAAUGUGUACACCAAGAAAGGCACCAAUGUGUUCCCACGGCGACGUCUGUGUGAGAUUGUGUCAGAGGCUGGCCAGCGUACCAUCAUUAAGGCCAAGAGCUCUGGUGUGGUUACACAAGUCCUUGUUACUACUGGGGACUCCAUAGCAGAUGGGUGUGAGAUUGUGGAGGUAGAGGCUUGUGGACACACUGCCCUCAUGGGUAACAUCUGCUGUGACUGUGGCAUUCUACUGCGGGAAGAGGACUUACCCAAAACUGAGGCUGUCAGCAUGCUCCAUUCUGUCCCCGAUCUCAAAAUAUCCCGUGGGGAGGCACAGAAGCUUGGUCAAGAGGACAUAAGAAAUCUCUUGAAGCAACAGAAGCUGGUUCUUCUGGUGGAUUUAGACCAGACUCUUAUCCACACCACUAAUGACAAUAUUCCUGCCAACCUCAAGGAUGUUUACCACUUCCAGCUCACUGCUGGGGGCCCAUGGUAUCAUGCCCGCAUCAGACCACACACAAGAACUUUUCUUGAGAAUAUAUCCAAGUAUUAUGAGCUCCAUAUCAGUACAUUUGGUGUCCGAGAGUAUGCACACCACAUUGCACACUUUCUUGACCCCGACCACAAGUUAUUUGGCCAGCGAAUUCUUUCUAGAAAUGAGUGUUUGAACCUCAUGUCCAAGAAGGCUAAUCUUGACUCCCUGUUUCCCUGUGGAGACAACUUGGUUUGCAUCAUUGAUGACCGAACAGACGUAUGGAACUUCUCCCCAAAUGUGGUGCAAGUGGCGCCUUACCACUUCUUCCGGCACACAGGUGAUAUCAAUGCUCCUCAGGGUCUCCAAAAAAAAGAGCGUGAUGAUCGUGAUGGCAUUGAUUUCAAGAACCUCAAGAAGGAAAUCAUCAAGCCUGUUGUCUCAACUGGAGAUGAGAAGAAAGAGAAGAAAAGGGUCAGCAGCUCUGACUCAGAUGCUGCUGAAACUCAACCCUCACCACAGUCUCCCACAACAUUCCAGCAAGGAGCUAGUGAAGUCACUGUUGAUGGAGAAAGAGGACCACUCUCAGACACAAAGUCUAAUGAAGACUCAGGUAAUUACAGUGGGUCAGAUGAGAGUUGGGAAUCUUCUCCAGAGGCUGUGGAAUCCAGCCCAGAGGGCCAGGACUCUAGCUUAGGAGUGCAAGAAUUGAGUGUAGAAAAAAAUGCAACACCAGAAAAUCAAGAGUCUAACUCAGAGACCCAAGAAUGUAAUCCAAGGAAAGAAACUGAUUCUGAAGAUCAAAAAAUGUCAUCAGAACCCAUGGAUUCUAGUAUAGGGACUGGGGAAUCUACUCAAGAAAAAAAGGAGGUAUGUUCAGAUGGAAAUUCUGUAUCUACAGUUCAAGAAACUGAUUCAUCUUUAGAACUGAAUCCCAAGUCUCAGCAACUUAAUACAGAGACUCAGAAGGAGCAGAAAAGCACUGGGAUCCAUGAAGAAGCUAAGGAUACAGAUUGCAGUAAAGAAAGUGAAAGCGAAGUUAAGGAAACUAGUGGAAAUGAAAAGGCAGACCAAGUUCAGGAUGACCAGGAGUCACCCUCUAGAGAGUUUGAGGAUCAGCUGACCCAGCAGCAGUGUCAGGCCAUAUCCCAGCAGCAGGUCUUUGAUGUGGUUGACAAUGAUGAUUACUUGCUUUACUUGGAGGACAUUCUGAAAAAGAUACAUUCUGUGUUCUUCAAAGAAUAUGAGGCAAGCCUUGUGGAACAAGAGGAUGAUAAAAAACAAAAGGAACAGAUACCAGCACAGAAGGGAGCCACACUGGAUCAGAGACCACUGCCAGACCUGAAGAAGAUAGUUCCGGGUGUGAAGAAAGAUGUACUGCGUGGUGUCUGCCUGGUGUUUUCUGGAGUUGUGCCACAGCAGGUUAAGCUGAAGGAAUCCAAAGCCUAUCUUAUUGCCUCUGCCUUUGGGGCUGCAGUGAGUGAUAAGUUGGUAGUGCGUGGAGAAGCAGGGAUCCCAACCACACACCUGGUGGCAGCUAACAGACACACUGAAAAGGUCAAUGCUGCCAGAAAGAUGAAGUCCAUCAAGAUUGUGACACCCAAUUGGUUGUGGAAAUGUACUGAGCGGUGGGAGUGGGUGGAGGAACGGCUCUUCCCUCUCACCAAAGAGACAGAGAAGGAGGUGCAGCGAGUGCCACCUCUCCAUUGUUCAAACCCUGAUGCUGCAUGGCUCAGGUCCAAUGAUCUCUCUGAUUCUGUAGCUCCCCAGAGGAUGAGAACUCCUAGUGGUAGCCUCCUACAGGAUAUCAAUCCUCUUGUAUACUUAAGCUCAGAUGAUAAGAACAACAUGGAAGAUGAAGUAGAGAAGAUUCUCAGUGAUGACAAUGAUUCUGAGGGUGAGUCUGAGUCUGAAGCAUCAGAAGACAACUCAGACUCCAAUGACAUGGAAGAAGGUGGUGAUGAGGAUGAAGAGGAGGAAGAUGAUGAUGAGGAUGAGGAUGGGGAGCCAAAGAAGAAAAAACGAAAAUCCAAUGACUUAGGAGAUGAGGAAGAUGAGAAUGAAGAUGAACUACCAAGUGUAACUUUCCGGCAAGGGGGUCAGCUACCUAGCGAUGACAGCAACUCUGACGAGGAGGAGGAUGAUGAAGGAGAUCUACGGAGGAUGGGAGCUGAUCUCGAAAACCUUCUUAAUUAAGAUAGCUUCCUUCAAGACUCCCAUCUGCUUCUCGUUCUUUACUCCUCUAUCUGAUAAGUCUUAAUAUGUUCUCCUCUUGUUCUUUUUUCCUCCCUUCCUCCUAUCUCUUGCUCCUGUCACCUCCUCUUCCAUCUUUCCCAGUUAGUACAAAUGUAAAUAUUGGUUUUACAUGUUUAACAAAGGCUUAUUAAAAAUAGCUUGUGUAUAGGAAUGUGAAGAAAUUCAAGUGAAUGAAGGUAUCGUACAAAAUGUGAAAGUGCAGUCACCUACCCAGAUUUUAACCUUAGAAAUGAUUACCUGUUCAUUUCAGAACAUUAUUGGUAUUGAUGCCUCUUUUUAGGUUGUGCUAUAAGUAUUUCUUUCAAUUGUAAAGGGCUUCAGCUGUCAACAUCAUAAAUGCUUUAGUCAUAUCUGGCCUAUGGAGAAAUUUAUAAUUAUGAACUUAGGUAGCAGAAAAUUCUGAAAAGAAUGAAAGAAAAGAAAAAAAAAUAUGAUAAUGUGGAUUGAUUGAAAGGAAUGAUAUAUUUAAAAUUUGGUGAUAUUAUUUUACGUUACAAGAAGUUGAAGCAAUUUAACUUUUACUCUGCCAACUCGAGAAAAGGUACUAGCACAAAGAAAGUGCUUUGUGCCGAGGAUUGAACAUUAAGGUUCACUGAUUUGUAUAUUAUGCUGUACUCAGACUUGCUAAUACUAAAUACUUUGUUACCCUAUAUGAGUAACUUUUUAAAUUGUAAUAGAUCUUCAACAUUGUUUUGGUACAAUAGUUUUAUGGAAUUUAGGUGUAGGAAUAGAGACCAGGUAGGCUAUGUCUCCCUCAGUCUUCUGGGUAGAGGGAUUUGUAAUGUUUGGCCUCAUUUUAGGGCUAUGGAAGUACUGCAUUUUAAGCCUUUUAGGCCAGUUUUAUUGUGGAAGCAUGGGUACAAAGUAAGACCUUACAUAUCAGAUACCUGUUUCUAAGAACUUCCCUUAAAGGGAUGGCCAUUAUAGGGUUUUACAGGACAUCAGCCAGUCAUCUCUCAAAAGGAAGGCUGGGAAACAUUGUGGAAGAACCGACUACAGUAAACCCAGGUAGCAGGGAUUUGUACUGUUAUGCUAGCAACAACUGGUUCUCAUUGGCAAGCAAUUUUUUGUAUCACAGCUACUAACAUUCAGGCUCAAUAUGAGUAGAACAUCUUUGGUUUCUCCAAUGCCCAUAACAGGCUUCAUAGGUGCCAAAACAAAGUUGAAACAUUAUGGGGAAUAUGCAAAUCCUAAGAGUCCCUAAGGAGAUUGUGGUUUACUUUACACUACCCAUUUCAUAUAUCCAUCUGGAGGCAGAAUGUGUCAUGAGUGUCAUCAAUGUGUAUCUGCCUCAUGUGAAGCAGAAAUGAAUGUGCAUCUGUGGAGUUAAAGUGCUGUUACUAUUAUUUAUGAAGCAGUAUGUAACAAGUUUUGAGUUGCUGAAAUUAUAGUUUCUUAGAACUAACUGAAAUACUGUAUAUUUAUGAUUUUCUCUCCCUAUGAGACCUUGAAUUAUGUAGUAUUAUUAAAAUUAUUUGCCCUAAAUCAUGGCACAAGUAUCAGCAAGGUAAAAUUUUCAUCCCCCACCGUAGCCUCCAGCCCUUCCCCCUUAUUAUAUGCAACUCCAAAACAUUGCAUAAAAAAUAGCAGCUCAAUUCAUGAGACUUCAUUGCUAGGGCAGAAACAGGUAAAUGUGCAGAGGGCAUCCUCAGAAUUUAUCUAGCACUAGUUAGACACCACCUAGGUUAUGGUAUUUAUUAAAAAGUGCACCUAUCUCAGUGCAGCAAUUUUUAUCUUUUUUAUCAGCUAGAGCUCCUCAUUCUGAGUAUUUUGAUCCUUAUGUACCUUUUAGCAGACAUUGCUACUACUUGUGUUAUGAUCUUUCGUAAAUACAAUCCAUGUCUUUAAAGGUGAGAAAAUAAUAAACAAGUUUCGAUCAGUUCGUGGAAGUUGUAUCAUUUCAAUAAUUCAAAACUUCAUGUAUAAAUAGUGACAAUGCACUCCAUCUUAACAAAGGAUAUCUGACAGCUCCACUUAAUUUUCCCCACAGUUGUUUGAGAUUGCCUUUGUAGGAGCAUGGGCUUUAUUUCUAAUGACAGCCCAUUAUUUUUCUACAGUGAUGUUAUUGAUGACAUUCCAACUUCAGAUGGACAUAUGAAACAGUGUGAAGUGAGCCUACAACUCCAGCCAGACAACUUUGAGUGUUCUGGACUUAUCACAGUUGACCUAUUCCUGGUGUCAACACUCAUCCACAUUGACCCAGCUGUAUGUGCACUUGUGAACAAAGGUGGGCAUUAUUGCAAUAAAUUAUUGCAAUAAUUUAUUGCAAUAAUGUAAAGUUAUCAUUUAUCCGAUAAUUAUUUUCCCUGCAUUAUCAAUUCAUUGGUAUCACCAGUACUUUUGGUUCCAUACUAGUGAUAAUCGAUAGUUUUAAUUAUUUUUUCUGUGUUAUCAAUUCAUCAGUAUCACCGAUACUUUUGGUUCCAGACUAGCUAUAAUCAAUAAUUUUAGUUUUUGGAACACGAGCAUGUUGAAGUUUUAAAACUUUCGAAAUCAAAUGUAGUUAUUUUGCUUAAAACAGCACUUUUCAUUUGUGAAGAGACAGGAUAAACAUUGAAUUUGAAGUUUUUUCUAAGAUUUUUUUUUUU